CGUGCAAAAUCAUAACAACCACAAUACUACUCGCAAUCUUUAGCGUGGGAUACGGCCACUCACCAUGUCUUCUAUACUAUCUAUCAUCCAAAUAGCUCUCACCCUAGUUCCUCUCCUCUUAUGCACCAGAGCUACUGCAGCAGCAACACAAUCUGCAUCGACACCAUCUCCCACAAUAUCAACAUCCACCUCUUCUUCUUCUGCUUCCGGCUCCCAAGCCACGGGUAGCAGCAGCGUUCUUCAUCCUACCCAAGGCGAGACCAUCGUAUACGGCUCGCAAUAUACAAUUCAAUGGACGCCACCAGCCAUUCCGGGUAGCAUUUCCAUUGAACUCUGGGAUGAUGACGAGUGGUCCUGGGCGAGUACCUUUAAUACGGGCGACUACAACAUCACAGAGCCUGGGUCGCUGGUUGGCUGUGAUGGCUGGAUUGUUAACUCACAGUGUGGGAAGAUAGCGAGAAGUGUGCCGAAUAAUGGAAGUUAUGUGUGGAACAUAUCUUCUCCGAUCAUUGGCUAUCAGACUCUUUCAGGGAAGUUUACUUACCAUAUGGCCAUUUACAUUCAGCAGUCGGAUUACUUUGCGUUGCCGUCCAAGAAUUCGUCCUGGCAUGUGAGAAGUGGAACUUUCAUACUCGCUCCUACGAGCAGUAGUUCCACCAGCAGCUCCGCCAGCAGUUCUGGGAGUAACACAUUCCUCCCAUCAACUACACUCCGCUCUAGCAGCGCAACACGUGUGGGUAGUGGACCAACUGCAACAUCAUCUGCUGGCGCGGGAGCGAGGACAGCCAUGGACCAGUUGGGGUGGGGAGUUCUGGGCCUAAUAGGAGUAUUAGCAAUUUGGUAGGCUUGUUUUGUGCUGCCACAAUUGAUUCAGUACGAGUAGAAUCUUAUCAUGGAUUUUGUUUCAGAGAUAAUAUGUUUCUAUAAGCUUUCGGGAUCUUACUAUACUUACAUGGAACCUCUUUACAGUAAGCUUCGAAUGCGGCUUCUUCCAAAACAC
Hyaloscypha bicolor E is the source of this 1000-nucleotide messenger RNA. RefSeq lists its product as uncharacterized. NCBI's taxonomy places the organism in Eukaryota, Fungi, Ascomycota, Leotiomycetes, Helotiales, Hyaloscyphaceae. The transcript is spliced from 2 exons. The record is from RefSeq and is a predicted model, not a curated record. Bases 65 to 844 code for a protein of 259 amino acids.